AUGAUGUUUCAAGGAAGUAGGAGUCUUUUGCUCUGUCUGUAUGCAAUAAAUACCAUACUUAUGGUUCUCUCCGUCGCUGUAGAGAAAAAGUCCUUUCUGAGAAGUGUGCGGAGCACCAUAGAAGACAGGAAGUCUCUAAUUGACCAAGAAGUGUACAUAAAGCUGCUUGUUGGAAUAGCAGAGGGGAACUGCAUUGUUGCCCAGCAAGGCAGUAGGCUAUUCAGGUAUCUUCCGGUCGGUGUGGAUUCUCCUUCAGGUCUCCAUUUAAUUGGACGCCAAGGAGCCUACAGACACAUUUCUUUUUCGGAGAUUCCUCGUCUUGAUCCAAACGUUCGAUACUUCUUCAUAGACGCCAAUGAUAUUCUUGUCCUCAGAAUGUUUCUGGAACGCGGCCUGCAUUCCUUCAUAUACACAGGGAGUUUUGGGUUUGGCUUCAGCAGAGAUGGAAUCAACCAAAUGUUAAUGAUUUCCCAGGAGUGCCUCGGAAUUCUUGAUAGGGUGGGGUACAUGGAAACGGAUGUAGAGGACAUGGAAAUUAAGCUACGAAAGGGGCGUCCUGAUGAGCUCCUCAUAAACCAUCCUCAAGGUUUAUUCGUCAUGAAGUCAAUGUUCAAGUAUCGGAACGAAUUUCUAGAAGACCUGAAAACUCACUUUACCGACUUCAUGAAUUCAAUCCUGCCUGGAAUGAGAGUAUCCUCCUUCUGCAGCACAUACGUAAAAAGCGUUAUCGGCUAUCUGGAAAGAAGAGGCAUUCUUGUGUCGACCCCACCGAUCAAAGAAUAUCCCGAGCUAAUCCAUUACCUGUUCCCCUACAGAGUAGUCCCAGAUGUGCCCAACCUCUCCGACGAAGAGUUGGUUGUGGGAGGCAUUUCCCUGGAUGGAGUCUUACAAAACGACUAUCUGAAAGACCUGUUUAAUCCCGAGCAGGUAGAAAGGAUAGUUAAGAAUGGAAGCAGGUUUAUAUUUACAAGCCAUAUAUCCGCGGAUGGUCGGAAGAGAAAAUAUGGCGUUAGCUUCGUCUAG
This is a messenger RNA of Encephalitozoon cuniculi GB-M1, 1023 nucleotides long. RefSeq lists its product as uncharacterized. NCBI's taxonomy places the organism in Eukaryota, Fungi, Microsporidia, Unikaryonidae. The transcript has a single exon. The record is from RefSeq and is marked provisional. Bases 1 to 1023 code for a protein of 340 amino acids.